UAUAGUGGAGAUUUCGAUUUCGAGACCGACUUGACGAGCAGCGACAAAGAGCUGCAGGAGUUUCUGAUGAUGGAAAAACAGAAGGCGCAGGUCAAUGCACAGAUACACGAGUUCAACGAGAUCUGCUGGGAGAAGUGCAUUGGAAAGCCCAGCGCCAAGCUGGACAGCGCCACAGAGACGUGCCUGAGCAACUGCGUGGACCGCUUCAUCGACACAUCGCUCCUCAUCACACAGCGCUUCGCGCAGAUUCUGCAGAAGCACGACAUGUAAGUAGAAGAUUUAUACCGAAAAA
Molecule: messenger RNA, 292 nt
Organism: Drosophila persimilis
Lineage: Eukaryota; Metazoa; Arthropoda; Insecta; Diptera; Drosophilidae
Product: mitochondrial import inner membrane translocase subunit Tim8-like
Exons: 1
Source: RefSeq, a predicted model, not a curated record